AAUGUUGAUUAUAUUGAAUAUUGACUUUAUAACUGAACAUAUGCUUGUGUAAACUCUCGAAAACGCUUUAUUCUGAAGUAAAACAGAAUUUGGGAUUAGUAUAAUAAUAUAAAACACUUAAUUCAUUAAAAUAUUGAGAGAUAAAUGUAAGCUAUCAGAGACAUGAUCACGCUGCACACAUGAGAUGUAGAAUCGGCCGCUCAAGACUUGCGCAUACAUUUAUUGAACAGGGAAGAAACACCUAUUUGUUGCUUGUAUAAGAAUAUUUUGAUGAUAAAACAUAUUUUAAUAGGAUGCAUUUAUAAAAUGUGUUUCUGUGAUUAUAGCCAAUGCUGCUGAUAUGGCAUUAGAAUAUCAAUUAAUAAAUAUAAGCAAACAGAAUGUGUUAGAAAAAAUGUGUUUUUAAUAUUGACAUAUUUGUCCCUCCUCUUCCAGUGAAGCUCCUUCAGUUCAGCUAUAAAUACAGGAAUAUUCCCACCAGGCUCAAGUGAAGAGUUUACUGAAGGACAGCGAGAACAUGAGUGAUCCAGAACCCUGCAGAAUUAAACAUGAAGAUACUGAACAACAAAUAGACCUAAUUGAAGAGAAUGUGGUGAGCAAAAAGGAGGAACAUCAUGUCAAAGUUGAGGAAAAAAAUCAUUUACAGACUUUGAAAACAAGAGACAAGAAUCGUUUCACCUGCACUCAGUGCGGGAAGAGCUUUAGCCAAUUAUCAAACCUUAAUAAACACAUGAAGAUCCACACUGGAGAGAAACCAUUCACAUGCGCUCAGUGUGGAAAGAGGUUCAUCUUCUUAUCAAACCUUAAUAUACACAUGAAAAUCCACACUGGAGAGAAACCAUUCACAUGUUCUCAGUGUGGGAAGAGUUUCAGCCGAUCAUCAAACCUUAAUCAACACAUGAGGAUCCACACUGGUGAGAAGCCAUUCACAUGCACUCAGUGUGGGAAGAGUUUCAUCUUCUCAUCAAACCUUAAUAAACACAUGAACAUCCACACUGAAGAGGAACCAUUGACAUGUACUCAGUGUGGGAAGAGCUUUAGCCAAUUAUCAAGCCUUAAUAUACACAUGAAGACCCACACUGGAGAGAAACCAUUCACUUGUACUCGGUGUGGGAAGAGCUUCAGCCGAUCAUCCAACCUUAAUCUACACUUGAAGACCCACACUGGAGAGAAACCAUUCAUAUGCACUCAGUGUGGGAAGAGCUUCAGCCGAUCAUCCAACCUUAACCAACACAUGAAGACCCACACUGGAGAGAAACCAUUCAUAUGCACUCAGUGUGGGAAGAGUUUCAGCCAUUCAUCAUCCGUUAAUCGACACAUGAGGAUCCACACUGGAGAAGACGAGAAUCAUUUCACCUGUACUCAGUGUGGGAAGAGUUGUGGAAGAAAAGAUGAUCUUAAGAUUCACAUGAGGAUCCACACUGGAGAGAAACCAUUCACAUGCACUCAGUGUGGGAAGAGUUUCAGCCAAUCAUCAAACCUUAAUAGACACAUGAAUAUCCACACUGGAGACAAACCAUUCACAUGCACUCAGUGUAGUAAGAGUUUCAGCCGACCAUUACACCUUAAACUACACAUGAAUGUCCACACAGGAGAGAGACCAUUCACCUGCACUCAGUGUGGUAAGAGUUUCAGCCGACCAUUACACCUUAAACUACACAUGAAGAUCCACACUGGAGAGAAACCAUUCACAUGCACUCAGUGUGGUAAGAGUUUCAGUGUCUCGUCAAAUCUUAAGCAACACAUGAAUAUCCACACUGGAGAGAAACCAUUCACAUGCACUCAGUGUGGGAAGAGUUUCAGCCGAUCAUCAAUCCUUAAUCAACACAUGUGGAUCCACAAUGAAGAGAAACUAUUCAAAUGCACUCAGUGUGGGAAGAGUUUCAGCCACUCAUCAAUCCUUAAUCAACACAUGAGGAUCCACAAUGAAGAGAAACCAUUCACAUGCACUCAGUGUGGGAAAAGUUUCAUCUACUUAUCAAACUUUAAUAAACACAUGAAUAUCCACACCGGAGAGAAACCAUUCACAUGUACUCAGUGUGGGAAGAGCUUCAGUCAAUCUUCACAUCUUAAUCAACACAUGAAGAUCCACACUGGAGAGAAACCAUUCACUUGCACUCAGUGUGGGAAGAGUUUUAGGCAUUCAUCAUCCCUUAAUCAACACAUGAAGAUCCACACUGGAGAGAAACCAUUCACAUGCACUCAGUGUGGGAAGAGUUUCAGCCAUUCAUCAUCCCUUAAUCAACACAUGAAGAUCCACACUGGAGAGAAACCAUUCACAUGUUCUCAGUGUGGGAAGAGUUUCAGCCAUUCAUCAGGCCUUAAUCAACACAUGAGGAUUCACACUGGAGAGAAACCAUUCAUAUGCACUCAGUGUGGAAAGAGUUUCAGCCAAUCAUCAGCCCUUAAUCAACACAUGAGGAUUCACACUGGAGAAGGCAAGGGACGCUGUACUCAGUGUGGGAAGAGUUGUGGAAGAAAAGAUGAUCUUAAGGUUCACAUGAGGAUCCACACUGGAGAGAAACCAUUCACAUGCAUUCAGUGUGGGAAGAGUUUCAGCCAUUCAUCAAACCUUAAUAGACACCUGAGUAUCCACACUGGAGACAAACCAUUCACAUGUACUCAGUGUGGGAAGAGUUUCAGCCGACCAUUACACCUUAAACUACACAUGAAUAUCCACACUGGAGAGAAACCAUUCACCUGCACUCAGUGUGGGAAGAGUUUCAGCCGAUCAUCAUCCCUUAAUAAACACGUGAAGAUCCACACUGGAGAGAAACUAUUCAAAUGCACUCAGUGUGGGAAGAGUUUCAGCCAUUCAUCCAAGCUUAAUCAACACAUGAAUAUCCACACUGGAGAGAAACCAUUCAUAUGCAUGCAGUGUGGGAAAAGUUUCAGCCGAUCAUCAUUCCUUAAUAAACACAUGAUGAUCCACACCGGAGAGAAACCAUUCACAUGCACUCAGUGUGGGAAGAGUUUCAGUCAAUCUUCACAUCUUAAUCAACACGUGAAGAUUCACACUGGAGAAAAACCAUUUAUAUGCACUCAGUGCGGGAAGAGUUUCAGGCAUUCAUCAUCCCUUAAUCAACACAUGAGGAUUCACACUGGAGAGAAACCAUUCACAUGCACUCACUGUGGGAAGAGUUUCAGCAUCUCGUCAAACCUUAAUCAACACAUGAGGAUCCACACUGGUGUAGGCAUGGGACGAUAAUCGUUUUCAAGGUAUACCACAGUUUGGGAAAAGUCAAGGUUUUAAAACCGCAAACAUUUUCUGCUAUAUCGUUCGUAUAGUAUAUGACAUAUUUUUAUUUCUUUUUUUGUUUGUUUUGUGUUUAGUACAACACUAUCUCCAGCAGAUAUCUAAAAUGUCUUUUUAAAUUGUAAAGAAAUCUGUGUUUCUGAAUCUAACGAAGACAGGAGAAGUCAAUGAUUCAUUUGAGUUAUUCACCUUGACAUGUUUACUGCUCCACAAUAUUAUAAAUGUUUCUCAAAAUUAAAUAUUUUGUGUUUAAAAGGGGAAAAGUUUUAGUUUUUUACCCUGACAUUUAAAAAGAGCAUUGAUUAAAGCAACAAUCACAAAACCAUCAAACAAUGAUAUUUUUAUCCAAGGUUAUCAUACUGUC
Danio aesculapii is the source of this 3620-nucleotide messenger RNA. RefSeq names its product oocyte zinc finger protein XlCOF6-like. Gene Ontology annotation, cellular component: nucleus. Gene Ontology annotation, molecular function: DNA-binding transcription activator activity, RNA polymerase II-specific; RNA polymerase II cis-regulatory region sequence-specific DNA binding. The coding region runs from base 518 to 3208 and encodes 896 amino acids. The transcript has 4 exons. Gene Ontology annotation, biological process: regulation of transcription by RNA polymerase II. The record is from RefSeq and is a predicted model, not a curated record. NCBI's taxonomy places the organism in Eukaryota, Metazoa, Chordata, Actinopteri, Cypriniformes, Danionidae.